Molecule: messenger RNA, 1504 nt
Organism: Poeciliopsis prolifica (blackstripe livebearer)
Lineage: Eukaryota; Metazoa; Chordata; Actinopteri; Cyprinodontiformes; Poeciliidae
Product: gastrula zinc finger protein XlCGF52.1-like
Exons: 2
Coding region: 220-1392 (390 amino acids)
Biological process (GO): regulation of transcription by RNA polymerase II
Molecular function (GO): DNA-binding transcription factor activity; RNA polymerase II cis-regulatory region sequence-specific DNA binding
Source: RefSeq, a predicted model, not a curated record
CUCGUGCUUCUCUCCGGUACAAUGGCGGCGGUUGCAGCGCCGUCCUUCGUGUUUUGUCGGGUUUUUGUCCGCGGAGCCGCAGCGGGAGAGUUAAUGAAGCUGUAAGGUGGAAACAGCAGCAGUUGGUGAACUCUGGGAAGAAGAGAAACGGUUUGAGGCUCCGCUGGAACCGCUCAGUAACCGUUAAAGGAAAGUUUGGAGAGAGAAAAGCUAGCAGAGAUGUGGAGACAGCAGGUCCAACAGCGACUGGACGCAGCGGAGCAGCAGAGACACGAAAUCCUGGAAGCUGCUUUCAGCCCCGAACAUCGGCUGCACACAUCAGAUGUUCUGCUGGUUAAAGAAGAACCAAGUCCUGAUCUGGACCAGAACCAUCCAGAACCUGUCCACAUAAAGGAGGAAGAGGAGGAACCCUGGAGCAGCCAGCAGGGGGCGCCGCCCAGCGUGAAGGAGGAGGCUGAGGCCUCCAGGUCUCCAGUCAUCACUGUUCUCAUAAAGAGCGAAGAUGAUGAAGAGGAGCCUCUCAGCCCUCAUCUUCAUCAAUCAGAAGAUGGAGAACUGCCAAGCAGCAGCAGCAGCUCAGCUCAGAAGAACCUGAAAACAGAAGCUGAGGGGGAGGAAGAAGGGGAGGAUGAUGAUGUGGAGCAGCCUGACUCAGGGGCUGAAACUGAAGACAGUGAUGAUGAGUGGAAGGAGAGCAGGAGUCCUGAGUCAGAGGCCAACAGAUCCCUGAGCUGCUCUGAAUGUGGCCAGCAGUUUAACAGCAAGCGCUCUCUUCAGACUCACAAUCAUUCAGCAGCGUCUUGUCGCUCAGCCAGUGAGGUCCAGGCAGAGCUGAAGCUGUAUGGUUGUCCUGACUGCGGUAAAUGUUUCAACAGGAAGGAUUAUCUCAACAAACACAUGAAAUGCCACACAGGAGAGAAACCCUAUAGGUGUGAUGUUUGUGAACAAAGAUUUAGAGUUAAGUCUAAAUUAAAUCGACACAUAAAAAUUCACACAGGAGAAAAACCAUUUAGUUGUGAGGUUUGUGAACAAAAAUUUAGAGUGAAAUCAAGUUUAAACAGACACAUCAGAGUUCACACAGGAGACAAACCGUUUAGCUGUGACUUUUGUGGACGAAAAUUUCGUAAUAAGUCUACUUUAAACAAUCACAUCAGAAUUCAUGCUGGAGAAAAAGCAUUUCUUUGUGAUGUUUGUGAACAGAAGUUCAGGUUAAAAUCAACUUUAAAAAGUCACAUGAGAGUUCACACAGGAGACAGACCAUUUAUUUGUGAUGUUUGUGGGCAACGAUUUAUCGGAAAAUCUGCUUUAAACCGUCACAUGGCAAUCCACACAGGAGAUAACCAUUUGGUUGUGAUGUCUGUGGGAAAAGAUUCAGUGAAAAUUCUCACUUAAACUGCCACAUGAGAAUCCACACAGGAGACAAACCGUUUAGUUGUGAUGUUUGUGAGCAAAGAUUUCGAUUCAAGUCAAAUCUAAACAGACACGUGAAAAGUCACACAGGAGA